Molecule: messenger RNA, 3762 nt
Organism: Recurvomyces mirabilis
Lineage: Eukaryota; Fungi; Ascomycota; Dothideomycetes; Mycosphaerellales; Teratosphaeriaceae
Exons: 3
Coding region: 1-3762 (1253 amino acids)
Biological process (GO): intracellular sterol transport
Cellular component (GO): mitochondrion; plasma membrane; endoplasmic reticulum membrane
Molecular function (GO): sterol binding; sterol transfer activity
Source: RefSeq, a predicted model, not a curated record
AUGCCGACUACAGAUUUGAGAGCACCCUCACCGCGUGGGCCGCUAUCAAAACUACGACGCAACAAGAACGCCAAUGGCUCCACAACCUCCCUGCAAAGCAGCACAGGCGACACGGAUGAGAGUACCGAGAACGCGCGUGGCCUUCGCGGCUCCAUCGACAAGGGCAAGGAGCGUAUACGAAAGUCCAUUGACGAACGACGCGGCAGUGGAGAUGCAUCAGCGAAGCGUCUCUCGAGUCUCCUACCACGCCGGAAACGCAGUCCGAACAAAGGCUCUGGGAGUCCCACCCGUGCCUUGAGCGGACUGUCUCUGGAUCCUGGCAAUGGCAGUCAUUUCUUGUCCGGCAAUCAUUCGAAUGCAUCAUUUGAUGACAGUGGGCAUAGCAGCUUGCUGACAGAUGACAACAACUCAGAUCACGAAGGGCAUCCAGUUAGACCUACAUUGUCUCCACAUCAAUCCCACGCCGGCUACCUCACGCUGUCUUCUCCCGAGUUCAACAAACACUCCCAGUCUGUCAUUACAGUCGACGCCAUUGCUUCGCCCGAGAGCAAGAAGGCUCUCGCAUCAACCACUAGCGUUCCUCACAUCAUCGAGCCUUUCGAAACCGAACCAUUCCCACAAAUCACCCCACCUGAACGAAGUGUCUCGCCGGGUACUAAGCUGAAGGACGCCUUCAAGAUAUCACGCAAGCAGCCAGCUAGCGACGCUGAUUCAAUCAAGUCGUCGAGUGGCGGUGGAGGCAUUGGCGCACUGUUUAGACCAAAGAGCAGAAGAGGAAGCCUGAGUUCACAAGUGGCAGUUGAGCCAGCGAAGCCAGAAGAGCCUGUGGUAGCACCUGAUCCUGAUAUCUCUGUUAUUGGAGGCGAGCCACUGGCACAAGUCAGCCAGCUUGAUACGAUAAAGAGCGAAGGCCGUCCAGAGACACCGACACAACCAUCACGAGGAAGAAGUCGCAUCAACACCGAGACACUACCCGCAACACCCCCGAAUCUUGUUGAGACUCCUACAACUUUAGUCACGCCACCAACGCCCACGUUACCAAAGACGGAUGCAUUGACUUUUCCAAACAGAAACGCUGUGACAUCUGACGCUCAAGGUGCCUCACCGCCUGCCAAGCCGCUGAGCUCUGUUGACAGCAUCCGUCACCGUCGUGCACAGUCUGCAAAGCUUCCCGGCGUGCCCAGUAGAUUGUCCAAUGCCAUUGCCGCUCCGCUGACGCCGACUGCCGAAGAGGCUAAGACUCCUGGUGGUACCUUGACGCAGCCGACAAGCGCGACUGGUUUCUUCUCGACUUUCGUCACAGCUGCGUCGAAGGCAGCAGAACAACUUAGCCAGAACAUUGCAGCACAACAAAAGGGCAGGCCCACGUCACCAUCAUCUGCGCAAGAUUCGACCAAGGAUAUUGGAUCUCUGGUUGACACCAAGCAGGAUAGCACAGGACUGCAAUCACGAGCUAUAGAUACAAUUGGCAAAGGGGACCUGAGCCUGGAUCAACUCGGCAUAUCGGACACAAAUAAUCGGAGCCCAAUGCCCUCUACCCCCGACCUGCCGCAGCAGGACAUAGCGACACAAAACGGCAACACUACGCAGAAAGCCGAGGAAGAUGCAGCGGCACGAGCAGUGUCAGCAGCAUAUGAAAAGCCACUGCAAAAGGUCAUCAGCCAGGCGCAAGGUCGACCUCCAUCAAUAGCAUCCCAUGAUCGCCUGACACUUGAUGGAGAGCAGACACCCCUUCGCUCUGGCGCUGAAGCUGAUGGUCUGAAACGUUCAGGUAGCGUCCGUAGCAAGAUCAGCGCCAAGGCAAGACGGCAUCGUGCAAGCUCAGCGACAACGGGUACUGGUAACACUAUAGCUGCGGCGUUGCAAUCUAGCCACGCCGCUCUCGCCAACCCGUCAAUCAAUGGCAGCCAUAGACUGACCGGAUUUGCAGUGGCCAGUAGCAAGCGAAACAAGGACUUUCAUCAGCUGUUCCGCAGUGUACCGGAAGAUGAUUACCUGAUCGAAGACUACAGUGCUGCGCUACAGCGGGACAUUCUUUUGCAUGGUAGACUCUACGUCUCAGAGGGUCACAUAUGCUUUUCCAGCAAUAUUCUAGGUUGGGUCACCAAUCUCGUGGUUGGCUUCGAUGAGGUGGUAUCUGUCGAGAAGAAGAGCACAGCCGUGAUCUUCCCAAAUGCCAUUGUGAUCCAGACACUCCAGGCCCGCAACACGUUCGCCAGUCUUGUUGCUCGAGAUUCGACGUAUGAGCUCAUAAUAGGAAUAUGGAAGAUCAACCAUCCGAACCUCAAGAGCUCAUUAAAUGGUGUGGCGCUAGAUGAUGCUGGUACUGGCGAUAAGACGGAGGUGGCAGACCCAGAAGGCUCCGGCGAGGAGACUGCUGAUGGGUCGGACGACGAGGUGUACGACGAAGACGAUGAUGAGGACGAUGUUGGGAGCUUCACCGAUGGCGGCAUGAACCCUAGCGUUGCACCAAGCGAGGCUGGCGACCACAUCAUCAGUCGUAAGACCUCCGCUAUACCCAUCAAUGGGCUUCAGCAUGCUAGCACCAUGCCGGCUAAAACAACCGAGACUGCCGAAGCUGCCGUCGCCGCUGCGACGACUGCCGCAGACUUCCCAGGCCCGGCCACACAUGCGCAGACCGAGUGUAGCGAAAGUGGCGAGCACUACGACAAACUGUUGAUGGACACCACGAUACCGGCACCACUCGGCAAAGUGUACUCGCUUCUGUUUGGACCAGCAUCGAGUCCUUUCAUGCGCAAAUGGUUGAUCGACGAUCAGAAGUCUCGAGAGCUGCAGCUACCAGAUGACAAGAUCGGACUCGACAACGACCACAAAACUAUGAGCUUGGAGUACAUCAAGCCGCUAAAUGCACCCGUGGGCCCGAAGCAGACGAAGUGUCUGACGACUUACAAUGUCAUGGCUUUUGACCUGGAGAAAGCAGUUUCGAUCGAUUGCAGCACGCAGACACCAGAUGUACCUAGUGGGAAUGUGUUCACGACCAAGACACGGUAUUGUUUGAUGUGGGGUCCCGGAAAUUCGACGAGACUGGUCGCCACUUGCACAGUUGAGUGGACGGGCAAGAGCUGGUUGAAAAGUGUGAUCGACAGCGGUGCAGCUGCGGGACAGACUGAGUAUCUGAAGAGUCUGGUCGCUGCGGUAAAAGCUGUCAUUCCUGCGCGGCCAGUGGCAAAGGUACCUGGCAAGAAGGGAGCUCGACGACGUAGGACGACCGGCGAGCCUGGCGCCAAGGUGGAGCGUGAAGCUAUCGUGAUACCUGAACAGAAAGCCGCGAGCUGGGGAGCACUCGAACCUCUGCACCAAAUUCUGGAGCCGCUCAUUGCUAUUGUUCGGCCGUUCGUCACUUCGCAGACGAUCAUUGCCGUGCUGUUCGUCUUGCUUGUGUACACUUGGCUCGUCCCACCUUAUCGAUCUGCUGGAGGUGUUGGACCACCAGGCUACCGAUCUCCCGAACGACUAGUAGCAUACGACGAACUUUGGCGGCGAGAAGAGAGCGAAUUGUGGGAUUGGUUGGAGGAUCGUGUUGGUCUUGAUCAUCUGGCUUCUCCAGCAUUAGCUGAACAGCAGCGUGGAAGGCAGAGAGAUGCUGGAGUGAGGGGUAUUGGCAAGAAGCUCGAGGACGAGCGGAUGAGUGAGCGACAGAUGGAUGAUGCGAUCAAAGUUACCGAAGAGAGAUUGUCUACUCUCAAGGAGGCGGUGGCCAAGAAGAAUAAGAGGGCGCAGGAGAAGAGGCAAAAGAGUUGA